Rattus rattus (black rat) is the source of this 4511-nucleotide messenger RNA. RefSeq names its product RAB21, member RAS oncogene family (gene Rab21). The transcript has 7 exons. The record is from RefSeq and is a predicted model, not a curated record. Gene Ontology annotation, molecular function: GTPase activity; GTP binding. Gene Ontology annotation, biological process: Rab protein signal transduction. NCBI's taxonomy places the organism in Eukaryota, Metazoa, Chordata, Mammalia, Rodentia, Muridae. Bases 263 to 934 code for a protein of 223 amino acids.
GCGGAGUGUGACGUAGGAGGAAGGAGACGCCAUUAGAGGGAGGAGAGGUAGCUCUCUCCUAGCCUCGGGUCCCUGACGUGGUAGCCGGGGCCCUUCAUUCUGGGACUUUCUCUCGGCCCUCGCAGGCCUCGCCCGCGGGAGGACGCGGCGGGCACCGGGCUCGGCGGGGCGUGAGAGAGCCGGGCCCGGGAGGAGCGGGCGCCGCGGCGGCGGUGGUGCGGGGCUCGGCGCGCGCUGGGCUCAGGCGGCGGGGCAGCGGCGGAUGGCUGCGGCCGGCGGCGGGGCGGCGGCGGCGGCGGGCCGAGCCUACUCCUUUAAGGUGGUGCUGCUCGGAGAAGGCUGCGUGGGGAAGACGUCGCUGGUGCUGCGCUACUGCGAGAACAAGUUCAACGACAAGCACAUCACCACCCUGCAGGCAUCUUUCUUAACAAAGAAGUUAAAUAUUGGUGGGAAGAGAGUAAACCUUGCUAUAUGGGAUACAGCCGGUCAAGAGAGAUUCCAUGCAUUGGGUCCAAUUUACUACCGAGAUUCGAAUGGAGCUAUUUUAGUUUAUGAUGUAACAGAUGAAGAUUCUUUUCAGAAGGUAAAAAACUGGGUCAAAGAAUUACGGAAAAUGUUGGGAAAUGAAAUCUGUUUGUGUAUAGUUGGUAAUAAAAUAGACUUGGAAAAGGAGAGGCACGUCUCCAUUCAAGAAGCAGAAUCGUAUGCAGAGUCUGUGGGAGCAAAGCAUUACCAUACUUCUGCUAAACAAAACAAAGGCAUUGAGGAACUCUUUCUUGACCUUUGUAAAAGGAUGAUAGAAACGGCCCAGGUGGAUGAGAGGGCGAAGGGCAAUGGCUCGAGUCAAGCAGGGGCUGCGAGGCGCGGCGUGCAGAUCAUCGACGACGAACCUCAAGCCCAGAGCGGCAGUGGAGGGUGCUGUUCUUCUGGGUAACGGCUCACGCCUGCGAACUAAACAAAACGGAACUGUGGAUCAUCCCUCAACAUGAAGACUGCCAUAUUCCAAGUCACGUCAUUUUACCAAUGGAGUUAGAGAAUUAACAGUAUUUUCAAUUACGUUUAUAACACUGCAGAGACCUUAAGUGCUAAACUUAGUGGAGUUUGUGACCAGAGGAUUGGCAUUUUCUACAAAUGUUAACAAAGCAAUUACCAAUGGCCUUUUUACAUAUUUUUUCUUUAAUGAGGAAUAAUAUGCAUGUAGAAAAGACCUACUUAAAGGCUUCAUUUCUAUUCUUUUAAAUCAGAUCUUUAUUUAAUAACUUAUAUAUGAUGUUGGAAUGGUAUACAUUUUUGCAGUCCUUUGUAUUUUGUGGUAGUUUGAAUUGUAUCACUUCUAAACAGCAUACUGUUUUUGUUUUUGUUUUUUGAUUAGCAGAUACGUGAAGUUCUAUUUUUGCAGGGUUUGCACAGGCCCCUAACUGUCUACUACUUUGAUAUAAUCUAUAAACAUCCUGUAUGCUGAGCUGAUAAAAUACAUUGUAAAUUACAUAUUAAAUAUUUUAUCUGCUUUUACAAGCGCAAGGUGCAAAAAUAUAUACAAUUGUCUUAUUGAUGACUGUAAGGUGAAUUGAGCGUUGGUGGUGACACCUAAGCUUCCUGACUCUGUUACAGCGCUGCUCAUGCCCUUCCCUUGUGUCCUGUGAAAGUGGCCUGUUUAAAUGUCCACGUACUUUACCUGACUUGUCGCUGGUGUCACUUUCCCCUUUUCUUGUUUCUUUUUCUUUUUUUCUUCUUCUUCUUCUGUUUCUUUCUUUCUUUUUUUUUUCUGUGCCUCUGUCCCAGUGAUGCAAAAGCAACAUUUGCUGCCUUAUUAUUAUUAAACAAGAUUCCUUCUGCCAAUGUUGUUUUAGAAUGGUUACCUUAGAAGAAUUUGAGUGGCGCUUGGCAAGUUUCACUUCUGCAACAACUCAGGUUUUAUGUAGGGCUUUCAGGAGACGGGUCCGCUGGCCUGAGAAGAGCACUCCCGUAGUAGCCAAGGCUUAUGGAGACAGACCGUGAAUGGUAAUGUGCUCCCGAGGCAGCAUUCCUGGGUCCCUUGUGAGGACAUUUUAUUGGUUAUUGCUUGUCAGGAAUGAACAUAGAAAAUUGUAUUUAAUUUUAUAGGAGUUUUCCUGAGUUUCUAUGGGAAGAAGGAUUUUGUAAUGCAGUUACAGCAAACACUGGAAUCAUAAUCUUGUUUAUUUUGUAUUUAGUCCCACAUUAGAUUUUUUUUUUCCUUAGCAUUGAACUGAAAUUUGUUCAUUUAGAAAAGAAUCAGGCACUGCUCACAGAAAAAACAGAUUGUGGAAAUAAUUAACAUAAAUUGUUCUUGUUCUAAUAUUUAUCUAUAUAUAUUUUCCCCCCAUUUCUGUCAUGCUUGGAAAACUAGUAAAUGUUGUGUAUAAGGUAAGAUGGAAUGGUCCCUGGAUUUCCUUCUUCUAGGAAUAGAUUUAGUAGUGCAGUAGUAAGCAUUUCUGAAGAUGCGAGGAGGUGACGUCACUGAGCCAAUGCUACCGGAUUCUUAGGAGUAGCUUCCAAAUAGGCUGACGGGUGAACGGCUCCCACCUUACUAUCUAAAUAAUGGCAAUCCGACUAUGCCCUGUGUUCCCUGAGCCCUCCCUUUAGAUUUACUUGUUUACUGACUGACUGACCUUGCCAAAUUCAAAAGACUGACCUCUUUGCUGUGCGCCUAAUGACGGUCAGAGCGGAAGGAGUCAGGGAAUGAGCUACAGUUGUUUCCAUUACGAGAUGACUGUGCUGGGUUUCUUGUGAAGGCAGUGUCCAUGCAGGGCCAUAAGGGGCAGCAGAAAGCAUGAGUCACUAGAAACUUUGUUCCUACCCUCUGUCCUUUUCAGGAGUGAAGACUGCUGCCAGCCCUACUGCUGUAGAUAGGAAACAUACUUUCCUCAUUGGAAUAGAAUGCUAUUUUUAAUCUAGAAAUGAAAUUAAAAUAAGUUAAACUUGAUCAUUGGAGAGCCGGACUGGAGUUUUUCAUACUCAGUUGUAUCCGUUUCUCAUAGGAGCCUCUGCUGUGCGGUCGCAGGUAGUCACUGCUGAGGUAGAAACUAUCUUCCAUGUUGUCCUCUGUCCCCUCACACUCCUCUCCCUCACCCUCUCUCUCAAUUCUGUGAUCCAUGCUAAUUCAGUAACAAAGAUAAGUAAUGCAGUGUACCUGCUGUGCUAUGAAGCAUGGAAGAUUUUAAGUCCAAUGAGGCGGAAGGAAACUGGCCAGGACCAGUUCGCUGCCAGCAGGUCUAAGGGAGUCAUGGCAGAUUGAGUGGCAGGGUUUUCCCCGGUACUGUCUUCCUUCUGAUACAGCUCUCUGUUCCUAACAGCCUCGCUCCUGGGAAAAGGCACAGGACGUGCUGGGGAGACUCUGCACAAGUGUACAUAUCUGUCCCGUAACCUAAAGCUGGCUUAGGACAGUCAUCGCCGUCACUGUUGUGUUACAGUACGCAGUUCUGUACUGAGUAGCCUGCUGCUCGGUUUGCUGUAUGAAUAUGGAAGAAGAAGAAUGCUUUUGAAAAUGUAUUCAACAGUUUCAGGUUAAACUGAUCUGAAAAGAAAAGGUAUCAUGUUAUAUGAAAUACAUGCUUGUGUUUGUAGUAUCUCCUAAGAAUACCCUAAAAUUAUGAUUGUUACUGUAUUGUUAUCUUUUUUUUUUUUUUUUUUGGUUUAAUUUUCUUUUUUGGUGUUAGAGAACAAUAGUGUUUCAUCUCUCUCUCUCUCUCUCUAUCUCUCUCUCUCUCUCUCUCUCUCUCUCUCUCUAUGCAUGUGUCUCUCCCUUCCUCUCUCCUUCCUUCCCUCCCUCUCCCCUCCUCCUCCUCUCACUACUCUUUCUACUUUGGUUUCCAGUAAUAAAAGAUAAAGUUGAGGAAGCAGAACUCUAUAACCCAACAAUGUUUAUAAUCACAUUGACAAAUAUUAUGUGCCAAAUAAUUAGAGCAUUUAAAAAGUAGAUGUGAUACUGUUUCUUUUAGUAUAUCGUUUAUCAUUUUCUGUUUCAUAAAUGCUGUGGGCAUCUACAGCACGAGUCUUCAAUAUUUAUUUGUAGACAAUGUAGGUGGCAUUUGCAAAGGUAAAUUAUCACUUGAUGUAGUUUGAUUUGUUCUUUUCUUUUGACUUCUUUGUGGCCAUUUGGAAUCUAGAGGUUGUCAAGGAAAGGCUGUAGAUAGUAGUGAGCAAUAGGAAGAUUGCAGAGAGACUCACAAAGAGACUAAAGAGACUGCCUGAAUAGAUCUUUACAGAUUUUGCUAAGUUACAAAAUGCAUUGCCCCAGGUUUCCAUAAUUAAAGCGAUAAUUCACUGAGUUUCUUGUUCUUGGUUUCAGCAUAUGCUACAAUGUUGCUAUUGUUCAUUAACACCUGUAAUAGAGUAACACACUUGGUGUUAUGGGCCACACAUGCUACAUUUAUGUCUUGGAUUUGAUGGCCUUUCUCUUUUUAAGAAAGCCGGUUACUUACAAUUUUGAGCAUAAUCUUUCUGAUUGCAUUUUAGCAUUAUAAUAUUAAAGUAAAAAAAAUUGCCCUAAA